UUUCAUCCGGAGGUUGUUUGUCGGUCUCAUUUCCUCCGUGUUGAUCGAUGUGACACCAUGCUGAGUUCAGACUGCCGGAUUGUUAUUAUUAUUGAUCAUCAUCGUUUAACAACAGAAGAGAGAGACUUUGAUCGAGAUGUCGAACCACGAUUGGAACAAGAAGAUGUUAAUGGAGCUGCUGAAGCGACCGGAGGACAGCCGGUGUGCUGACUGCGGAGCAGCAGAUCCAGACUGGGCGUGCUACAAGCUGGGUGUGUUUGUGUGUCUGAACUGCUCCGGCGUCCAUCGCAGCCUCUCCAGCCGGGUCAAAUCCAUACAGCUGGACUACUGGGAGGAUGAAGUGGUGGAGUUCAUGAAGUCCAACGGCAACGCCAAAGCCCGAGCUAUGUUUGAGAAAGCUGUUCCAGCGUUCUACUACCGGCCCCGGGAACACGACUGCGACGUCUUAAGAGAGCAGUGGAUUCACGCUAAAUACGAAAGGAUGGAAUUCACAGGAGAAAUCAAGUAUCCACCGAUCUCAUACACCACAGGUUUCUAUGAGGGGAUGUUGUGGAAGAAAGGGAAAGAGAACACACAGUUUCUGAAGAGGAAGUUCGUGCUGUCGGAGAGAGAUUUUACCCUGACUUACUACAACAAGGAGAACGAGUCCAAAGGCCCUAAAGCUAUAAUCUCCAUCAAGGACCUGAACGCCACCUUUCAGCCAGAGAAGAUUAAUCAUCCUCACGGGCUGCAGAUCACCUACCAGCACGACGAUCACACCAGGAGCCUCUACGUUUACCACGAGAGUCCUGAGGAAAUAGUGACGUGGUACAACGCCAUUCGUGCUGCUCGCUACGCGUACCUGAAGACGGCGUACCCGACGGGAAGCGAUGAAGAACUGAUACCAAAGAUAACAAGAAACUACCUCAAAGAGGGAUACAUGGAAAAGACGGGGCCAAUGCAAACGGAGCCGUUCAAAAAGAGGUGGUUUAUUUUGGACUCCCAAAACAGGAAGUUGUUUUACUUCAAAGGCAAGCUGGACGCAGAGGAGUUAGGGGUCAUUUUCAUCGGCACAGAGAACAAAGGUUACUCUGUGAAGGAGUAUGUCCCGAAGCACGCUCGGGGAAACAAGUGGAAGUGUGGCGUUAUGGUGAAGACGCCCGGGCGACAGUUUGUCUUCAUGUGCGAGCAGGAGAGGGAGCAGAAAGAGUGGCUGGACGCUCUCAGACAGGUGCUGUCCAGGCCCAUGGCACCGCAGGAUUAUACCAUUGAAGCCAAUAUCAGCUAUAAAAGAUGAACUACAGAGAAGUGUGACAACAGGAUGAUGGAGAGAAGACGGCAGCGUUUGACUGAACUCAUGCAGCACAACAGAUGAGCAGCGAUCUGCUGUCACUGCACCGUUAUCAGUACUGACUCUCAUCUUCAUCAGUUGUCCUAAUGCAUCAUGGACCACGACUCUGGCUGUGCUCUGCCACAGUGUGGAUUUAAGACUUCCAUCCAACUCACUUUAACUGACACUGGAUCUGAUGCUCAAUCAGAAAAUACUGUAUCAUCAUGUAAAAUCCACUCUUAUGACCAAACACACACCCCUGACACGAGCUCAACACUGUUAUAUUGUAACAGAAGACAGGUUACAAUCACUGCAUAUCAUGCUAGUUUCUUAGGUUUUAAUAUUUUUAAAUUUACUAAUGAAUCUCAUUUUACAUUUGGUAGCGAACAUGAUUCAUGACAUCAUGCCUAGAAUAAUAAACAACUUUUUUUUUUUAAA
Messenger RNA from Sebastes umbrosus (honeycomb rockfish), 1747 nucleotides. RefSeq names its product ArfGAP with dual PH domains 2 (gene adap2). Gene Ontology annotation, cellular component: intracellular membrane-bounded organelle; plasma membrane. The record is from RefSeq and is a predicted model, not a curated record. The transcript is spliced from 11 exons. Lineage: Eukaryota; Metazoa; Chordata; Actinopteri; Perciformes; Sebastidae. Bases 137 to 1276 code for a protein of 379 amino acids. Gene Ontology annotation, molecular function: GTPase activator activity; phosphatidylinositol bisphosphate binding. Gene Ontology annotation, biological process: positive regulation of GTPase activity.